AUGUUUGACGUGCAAGUCGUGCGACAACGACGAGACAGCGGCGCUCGUCGAGGUCUUCAGGCCCUACGUCGAUCCUUUGUGCUGACGGUGGGCGAUCGCAACCUGAAGCUAUGCGCAGGACCUUCCACGUCUGCUGCUGCUGUGCUUUGCAUCUCGCACAACAACAUCAACGUUCGUUUCCGAGAUCAAGAGGAGGCUCUACGAGCUGCCGAGUUGAUGAUGGAUACAUGGGAGAUUGACCCUCUUGUGGAAAGCUCGGACAUCCGUCCAAUCAAGUCGGAGGAAAGCAGCGACUGCACUGGACUGGCCUUGCUCGUGCAGCAGUACGUGACCGACCGCAACUUUCGUCACGUCGUAUACCAGCUCCACGACCACAUUGACGCCGCUGUCGCACAUGCAGAAUUCAGCUUUAAGAUGUAG
Peronospora matthiolae is the source of this 420-nucleotide messenger RNA. NCBI's taxonomy places the organism in Eukaryota, Oomycota, Peronosporomycetes, Peronosporales, Peronosporaceae. The record is from the annotation of a GenBank genome assembly.